This is a messenger RNA of Monoraphidium neglectum, 777 nucleotides long. Its product is annotated as riboflavin synthase alpha chain. The coding region runs from base 1 to 777 and encodes 258 amino acids. The transcript has 2 exons. Gene Ontology annotation, biological process: riboflavin biosynthetic process. Gene Ontology annotation, molecular function: riboflavin synthase activity. The record is from RefSeq and is a predicted model, not a curated record. Lineage: Eukaryota; Viridiplantae; Chlorophyta; Chlorophyceae; Sphaeropleales; Selenastraceae.
AUGCAGGCCCUGGGACGAAACGCUGGCAGCCUUCAAUCUCAGCAGCACUCACGUGUCCUGCCGCGGCGCCCGCAGCAGCAGGUUGUGCAGCAGCAGCGCCGGCGGCCAGUGCAGGGCGUCUCCCGUGCUCGCGCCAUCCGCGCGGUCAGCAUGUUCACCGGCAUUGUGCAGGGAUUGGCAGAGGUGGUGGACGUGUCGCGCGCCGAGGGCCUCAGCCGCGUCAACAUCCGCCUGCCCCCUGGCCGCGCCGCCAACAUCCAAAUCGGCGCCAGCGUCGCUAUCAAUGGCACCUGCCUGACAGUCACCGCCGCUGAUGGGGACAUGCUGUCGUUUGACAUCAUGUCAGAGACCCUGCGCGCCACAAACCUGGGAGGGCUGGAAGUCGGCAAGUCGGUCAAUUACGAGCGCUCCGCCCGCGUGGGGGACGAAAUCGGCGGCCACAACGUGUCCGGCCACGUGCACACCAAGGCCGUGAUCUCGGCAGUCGAGGAGACGCCCAACAACCGCCGCGUGGUGUUCGAGCUGCCCGAUGACAGCUGGAUGAAGUACAUCCUGCCAAAGGGCUUCAUAUCCGUCGACGGCUGCAGCCUGACGGUCGGGGAGGUGGAGGGGCGCACCUUCAGCGUCUACCUGAUCCCCGAGACGCUGCGGGUGACGGUGUUUGGGCUCAAGGGGGAGGGGGACAGCGUAAACAUCGAGGUGGAGGCGCAGACGCAGGCGAUCGUGGACACGGUGGAGCGCGUCGUCGCGCGCUACAUGGCGCAGCGGGGGCUGUGA